Ilyonectria robusta is the source of this 1305-nucleotide messenger RNA. RefSeq lists its product as uncharacterized. The coding region runs from base 1 to 1230 and encodes 409 amino acids. Gene Ontology annotation, molecular function: zinc ion binding; DNA-binding transcription activator activity, RNA polymerase II-specific; RNA polymerase II cis-regulatory region sequence-specific DNA binding. Gene Ontology annotation, cellular component: nucleus. The transcript has 2 exons. Lineage: Eukaryota; Fungi; Ascomycota; Sordariomycetes; Hypocreales; Nectriaceae. The record is from RefSeq and is a predicted model, not a curated record. Gene Ontology annotation, biological process: DNA-templated transcription; regulation of transcription by RNA polymerase II.
AUGCCGACCUGCUCCCUGCUCCUGGACACCUACAUCAACACUUUCGAGUCGGUAUUACGAAUAUUACACGUUCCAACAUUUACGCGCGAGUACGAGCGAUUCUGGAGAAGCCCUGCUUCACAGACGGUGGACGAGGACGAGCCAUUUGCGUGUAAGUUGAUGAUCGCCAUGGCGCUCGGAUCCUGCGUUUGUCUAAGCCGCUCCGUUGACGACUUGGAACGGGUGCAGGGUACUUCGCUGCGAUACCAGUCCAACGGCUGGAUUUCCUAUGGGAAACAAUGGCUUGCGCGCAGGAUGUUUUCAGGCUCGCGUGCGGAUUUGGACAUGGCCCAGAUUAUGUGUCUCCUCGCGCUGGCGCGACAUACACACCACCACACGCUUCCAACUGGCUCUGGAUGGUUUCCUGGAGAUCAUGACCUGACGCGUGUGGGCAUCCAGAUGGGUUUGCAUCGAGAACCGCGCAUCUGCUUCCCAAACAUGUCAGUUCAGGAAGCUGAGAUUCGCCGACGGCUGUGGGCGACCAUGCUCGAGCUGUCACUGCAGCGGUGCUUUGACGAAUGGCUGCCCGCUCCUCUCUCGCCAGAGAGCUAUGAUUGCGCACCGCCUUCCAGCAUCACAGAUGAGGACCUAGAAUUAGGCAUUAUGAACACAUGCGCAUCUUCGACCUCAGCACUGCUUCCGAAUAACCCCCCGGUGGCAUUCCCCCCGGCGGUCGAGGGCCAUAGCGUGGAGACCAGUUCCGAUCUCAACUUGGUCGGGACUGAUGCGUGUGCGGCUCUAUGUACUCAGGGCCACGGCCACUUCGCCCUUGUUCAGCGUCAGGCUACGGCAUCGUUAUGUCUGAACUUGAUUAGUGAACUGGAGGAGAAGGCUUUCCCCGUUACAGACGACGCGGGUUGGCGGCAGCUACGCGAUGCUGUAAUGAGUGCCAUCGAAAUGUUCGAGCGUCGCGUUCGGGCAGCCGGUGGAGCACAUUCAACGCAUGAAUUUCUGUUCUUUGCGUGCGCGGGUGCAUAUAUCGAGGCCAUCCUGCGUGGAUGUCGGUCACGAGACGCCGACGAGGCGAUCGCCGAGACAGCGCGGACAGCGCUGGGUGUGUGUUGUGAGGUGAUGGAACGCCGACGGAGGACGGGCCGAACUGGGAGGGAGAACGAGGACGAGGAAGAUGUGCAGAUGUGGGUGCACAGUGACAGCGAAGAUGGCCCAGGAAGUGACGAAGAUGUGGUUUGAAGCUUGAGUGUUCAAAUCACUGAAACAUUCUCAAGAUUACCUGGAACAUCCGAAGCUCCCCAAUAACCCGCCACU